Messenger RNA from Lytechinus variegatus (green sea urchin), 1856 nucleotides. Its product is annotated as rho GTPase-activating protein gacHH-like. Lineage: Eukaryota; Metazoa; Echinodermata; Echinoidea; Temnopleuroida; Toxopneustidae. The transcript has 3 exons. The coding region runs from base 64 to 1044 and encodes 326 amino acids. The record is from RefSeq and is a predicted model, not a curated record. Gene Ontology annotation, molecular function: protein binding.
GCAUAGCAGCAGAGCCAGAAGAUGACCUGAAUUUUGACUGGGCUCCUGUCCAGGUCCAGGACUAUGGCACUCCAAUGUUCGGUGAUGAACUCAGAGGGCGCUUCGCUGCCUGCACCCAGAGCCAACCAUGCAUCCUGUUGGACCGAUAACAAGCUGGUUGUGUAUGGUGGUAAUGGACCAUGCAAGAAUCAGAACUGCCUUGAGGAUGUAUGGGUCAUGGAUACUGGGACUAUGACAUGGACAGAGGUUAAGGGUCAUGGAGCAUUACCAGGUGCUCGCUGUCACCAUACAAUGGAUGUCAUAGGCAACAAAGCUUGGGUCUUUGGAGGAUGGACAGGAAAGAGACGCUGUAAUUUUCUACACUGUCUUGACGUGGAAUCAGAGACCUGGACAGACUACACCUCAAGGAUGACUCACAUUGAUACCCACACCAGUCAUGCUUCUACCGUCCUGGACGACCAUACCAUCCUAGUUCUGGGUCGGGGUGAGACAGGAACCCAUGCAAAGUAUGGAUGCAACAUUGACUUCCUGGACACCCGGACACUCAAAUGGACCAACUAUCCAGGAAGCACGAUAUCGCGUGCUGGCCAUACCCUGAACUUCUUGCCAAGUGUCUCUACAAGCUAUGCGGUUGCGUACGGUGGUCGGCAAAGACAUCCUGUGGAGCAUAUCACAACCUGUAAGGUGAAGACACCAUCUGUUUCGCCGUUUCAGUCAGGAUUGCCGACUUCCGUGCUGGAAGAGGCUAAAACCGCGGACGUUCCUGCAGGACGAAGCUAUCACAGUGCUACCUCCGUUGGAGGGACACUUCUCAUCUAUGGAGGAUUCAUACAAGGGAAGUCAGUGCGAGGACUUGUGGACGGUGUCAAUGAAGUCUUUGUAUUUGAUGCAAAGAAAGGACAGUGGAUGUCUCCUGCAGUCAAGGGAGACUGGCCGAAGCGUGCAGGACACACAGCGGACAGGAUUGGAGAAAACAAAGUGCUACUUUUUGGAGGGGAACAUUCCAAUAAGCAAUAUAAUGAUUGUCAUGUUAUUACAUGGUAGAACCAGUUUUGUACCUUGCUGUACAUAGGUUUUGUAUUCAUUCAUGAAAAUGCUUCUCUUUGCUGUUGUUUAGUUUGGAAUACUGUAUUUUGUUUAUCGGAGUAGUGUUCAUCUUAAAAUCUACACUGGGUCUACUUAGUCUUUUCAUUCAUUUUUAGAUAAAUGUACUAUGCAUUUGGAUUGUUGUUUCAGUUUAUUGUUCAUUCUGUCGUAUAUAGACAUAUGAUUUUUCUUGCAUCAAAGCAUAUCGGGCUUUUGUAUUCAUAUUGAAUUUCAAUUCAAAAUCUAACAUUUUAUUAUUCUUUCUUGUUGAUUUCAGAUAUUUAAAGCAAGGUAUCCAUAUAUAUUUCAUCUUUACUUGGAUAAUUGUUAAUGAAAAGAUCAUAAUGGUUCCCAUUCGUUUUUCAAGCAUUUCUUUCAGAACAACAUUUGUGACAUACUCCCUGACAAACCGCCACUCAGGGGAAUUUCAGUCAUUGUUAUUGCACUGCAAAAACGCCGUUGUUAAUUUAAAUCCAGCCUGGUAUAUAUAUCGGUCCACACCAGAAAGGUGUUGAAAUAACACUGGUUUGGCGUUAGACUAACACCAACUUGGCAUUUAGCCAACACCAUUUAGUGUUAAACCGAUAUCAGUUUGAUUCUUAAUCGGUGUUGUUUCAACACCUCUCUGGUGUUGACUGAUAUAGAUACCAGGCCGGCGGCUGAAUUAACACCAGCAUUUUUGCAGUGUGGAUUAAGCUUCUUUUUAGCUCAUCCGGCCCGAAGGGCAAGAUGAGCUUAUGCCGUGGCGUGGCGUCCGUCGUCUGUCGUCC